Molecule: messenger RNA, 1023 nt
Organism: Prunus persica (peach)
Lineage: Eukaryota; Viridiplantae; Streptophyta; Magnoliopsida; Rosales; Rosaceae
Product: leucine-rich repeat receptor-like protein kinase PXC2
Exons: 4
Coding region: 1-1023 (340 amino acids)
Molecular function (GO): protein binding
Source: RefSeq, a predicted model, not a curated record
AUGGACAAAGCCAUGAGAAUUGUUUCAGUUUUCAGAUUUCCAAGCAUUGCAACCAUUAGCUUAUGCAAUGGAAAUUUGGGUGUGCCUUGUGAACAAAAUGAGAGACAAGCACUUCUAAUGUUCAAGCAAGAUAUUAAGGAUCCUUCAAAUAAGCUUUUAUCUAGGGUUGGUGAGGGAGAUUGUUGCAAUUGGACUGGAGUUGUGUGCGACAAUUUAACCGGUCAUGUCCGUGAGCUGCACCUUGGAAAUUAUUAUUCAGAUGAGUAUUUGAAUUACAGUUUGCAUCAAGAAAACUAUUUGGGGGGCAAGGUUAAGAAUCUCCAUUGGCUUUCUGGUCUUUCGAGCUUGCAGAACCUAGACCUGAGUCGUGUAGAUCUUAGCAAAGCAUCUGAUUGGUUUCAGGUGACAAACAUACUCCCUCUAUGCUGGUGGAACAUCAUCUGGGGUACCAUACCUCAAUGGUUGUACACUUGUAGCAAUCUUGAGUCCCUAUCCCUUUAUUUGAAUCUCUUGCGAGGUGAAAUUUCAAGUUGCAUUGGAAACUUGACAGCCAUUGUCAAUCUUGACUCGUCUGCUAAUCAACUUGAAGGGAAAAUCCCAAACUCAUUGCGAAAUCUUUGUAAGUUGACGGUUCUUGAUCUGUCAAGGAACUAUUUCAAUGGAAGCGUAUCAGAAAUAUUGGGAAGCUUGUCAAGGUGUAGUUCAGGUCAAAUGGAGUCACUGAAGCUGUCAACAAAUGAUUUCUCAGGUCCCCUAUUCGAUCAGCUAGGAAAUUUCAGACAUUUACGCCUCCUUGCUCUUUCAAGUAAUUCAAUAUCAGGUCCAAUUCCAUUGUCCUUGGGACAUCUGCCAUUCGUAGAAGAGGCAAGCAUUUCUGAAAUUCAUAUUAAUGGAACUCUUCCCAAAACUACUGAAAUACUGCGUCAAGUACUGGUCGCCACUGGUUUUGGUUCAAAGCAAGGUGCAAUGCGAAGGGAUGCCCUUAGCAAGGUCUUCGAAUUUAACUCCCAUAGUUGCAAUUGA